Messenger RNA from Rhinichthys klamathensis goyatoka, 1710 nucleotides. It is a transcript of the gene pcyox1, whose product is annotated as prenylcysteine oxidase 1. Gene Ontology annotation, biological process: prenylated protein catabolic process; prenylcysteine catabolic process. Gene Ontology annotation, molecular function: prenylcysteine oxidase activity. Bases 124 to 1653 code for a protein of 509 amino acids. The transcript is spliced from 7 exons. NCBI's taxonomy places the organism in Eukaryota, Metazoa, Chordata, Actinopteri, Cypriniformes, Leuciscidae. The record is from RefSeq and is a predicted model, not a curated record.
UUCCGUACUUCUUUUUUCAAAGGACAAAUCUGCAGCUGCUGGAUUUCACGCACUUUAUUAUUUUAACUUUUCAAAGCGAGAUUUACAGAGAUGUUAUUAUUUGUGGAACACUAAAUCCCCAGAAUGGCUCUGAGACACCUGUCGGUGAAGGCUCUCCUCUUCAUUGGGCUUUGUCAAGUAGGACGCAGGGGUUUUGCCUCUGCUCCUGAAGUCAGGGAGCCACCCAAGAAAAUCGCAAUAAUCGGGGGUGGUAUUGGAGGCACGGCAGCAGCGUUCUUCUUAAGACAAGAGUUUGGGCCGGGAGUGAAGAUCGAAUUAUUCGAGCCGGGAACUGUCGGAGGGCGUCUGGCCACUGAGAACAUUGGAGGAUACGAGUAUGAGACGGGGGGAUCCAUUAUUCACCCCCUUAACCUGCACAUGAAGUACAUUCUGGACAGACUCGGUAUGUCACCUCGUGCUGAUGUAUCUUCUAAACUGGCGAUAUUUGACGGGAAGGAGCUGACCUUUGAAGAGAGCGACUGGUUCAUCGUGAAUUUCAUACGCAUGCUUUGGAGAUAUGGAUUCCAAUUUGUUCGAAUGAAUAUGUGGGUGGAGGGCAUACUGGAUAAGUUUAUGAGGAUAUAUCAGUACCAGCAGUUUGGCUACUCGUUCUCCAGCGUGGAGAAGCUGCUGCAUGCCAUGGGUGGAGACGGUUUCCUCACUCUGGUCAAUCAGACGCUGGAGGAGGCCAUGCUGGCCGAGGGCUUCUCUCAGGUCUUUCUCAAUGACAUGGUAGCGCCCAUCACACGAGUCAACUACGGCCAAAGUGUCCGAAUCAAUGGAUUUGCAGGCGCUGUUGCACUAGCAGGAGCCGAGUCAGGUUUGUGGGCAGUGGAUGGAGGGAAUAAGUUGGUUUGUUCCGGGCUUUUGUACCACAGCAAAGCUGAGCUUGUUCCAGCUCGUGUGACUGCCAUCUCCAUAAAGAUGAGACCAUCCAAAAUUGGUUCAGUCACAAAUUUCUAUGAGGUGAACUACGUUGGUGAGUCUGGUGCCGCCCACUCCAUGUACGACAUAGUUGUAGUCGCCACACCUCUCCACCAGGGCAUGUCUGAGAUCAACUUCUCAGGCUUUUCUCCACCCAUUCCAUCCCACUUCCCCGGCCGUUACCACCAAACGGUGGCCACGCUGGUCCACGGCCUGCUCAAUGUGUCCUUUCUGGGCACCACAGACAAGCCGGAAGACUUCUUCGUAUCCGAUGUCCUCACGCUGGAUAACAAAGCCGCCGACAUCCUGAGCCUGAGCUCUCUGAGCCCGGUGAAGAUUCCCAAGGGCUACAGCCCAAGCCCUGCCAGCCAAAGCAAAGUUUGGAAGAUCUUCUCGUCCCAGCCUCUUUCUCAGCGGCAUCUGCAGCAAAUCUUCCUGUCCUGGGACUCUGUGUCGGAGAAGCGUUGGCUCGCGUACCCCUCCUACAGCCCGCCGCACCGCAGGACGCCUCCCUUCAUCCUCCACGAGCGCCUCUACUACCUCAACGCCGUGGAGUGGGCGGCCAGUGCCAUGGAGAUGAGCGCCAUUUCGGGCCGUAAUCUGGCCCUGCUCGCCCACCACCGCUGGUUCCAGCAGACGGGCAAAAUCGACCAGGAGGAUCUGCACACCCGACUCAGAGGUGAACUUUGACAGAAGAGCAGUGCGGUCAAUAAGCAAUAAACUCUGUUAUGGAGAUCAGAGAUUGGA